Branchiostoma belcheri (Belcher's lancelet) is the source of this 2022-nucleotide messenger RNA. RefSeq lists its product as uncharacterized. The record is from RefSeq and is a predicted model, not a curated record. Lineage: Eukaryota; Metazoa; Chordata; Leptocardii; Amphioxiformes; Branchiostomatidae. The transcript has 7 exons. Gene Ontology annotation, molecular function: signaling receptor binding. The coding region runs from base 1 to 2022 and encodes 673 amino acids. Gene Ontology annotation, cellular component: endomembrane system.
AUGGGAAGAAAGCUGCGACACCUGUUGAUUUUCCUUCUCAUCAUCCUGAAGGAGCCCAACAUGCCAGAAGCUGUCUGCAGCUGUCGAUCAUCAUUCUGCAAUUGCAACAACCUAGACCUCACCAACAUCCCUCAGAACCUCCCAGCAUCCAUCUCUGUGUUACAGUUAAGCUAUAACCCUAUUAAAACUGUAAACAGGUCUGGGCUAUUACGGUAUAAGAAUUUGUCCAAGUUGUACCUCACUCACUCGCGGCCUAUCAACAAUAUAACUACCAUCCCUUCUGAACUUGGCGGGAACCCCUGGCAGUGUGACUGUAGGAUGGCUCCCGUCUGGCUAAUCCCUGCACUUAAAAAACAGAUAAUCUGUGCCCAACCCGCCAAACUUCAGGGACAGAAGCUUGAAAGUGUCGAUCCUAAAGACUUGAUGUGUAAAGAUCCAACCAUAUCACCACUAACUGUUGGUAGCUGUUCUGCUGCAGUGUCAACACCUUCGCCAGAAUCUGCUCCAAGUUCCCCUCUACCUGUCCUCAUAGGCUCAGUCUGUGGUCCAGUUGCUGGUAUUGUCCUUAUUGGGACCUUCUUGGCUGUAAUUUGGUACAAAAGGAGGACCACUCCUCCAUUAGGGCUGAAUCCCGCUGUUGUUGUUGGGAACAACACAAACACAGCAGCGUCUGUAGUGGCCAGUGGUCAUGAUCAGACAGGGCAGGGUCAGUCUCAGGCUAUUACUGAAUCCACCACAAACACAACAGCUACUGUAAUGGCCAGUGGUGAUGAUAACCAGUAUGAAGAUAUUGACAAACUUCGUGUUAAGACAGGGCAGGGUCAGUCUCAGGCCAUCACUGAAUCCAACACAAACACCACAGCUACUGUAACGACAAGUGGUCAUGAUCAGACAGGGCAGGGCCAGUCUCAAGCUAAUAUUCAAUCUCUGAAAGUGAAAGUGGGGAAUUUAUCACAUGACGAAGUGCUAGCUGCCUUACAGCCAAACACUAUGUAUGUAGCUGUAAAAACACCACCAAAGGACGACGCAUCUUCAGAGAUAGCCAAUAGUAAUGAUCAGACGGGGCAGGGCCAGUCCCAGGCAGGGCAGGGUCAGUCUCAGACCAACACUGAAUGCAACACAAACACCACAGCUACUGUAAUGACCAGUAAUGAUGAUCAGACAGGGCAGAGACGUCAAGCAUCGACAGAAAAGAUCAGUGGUCAUGAUCAGACAGGGCAGGGUCAGUCAGGAGCUAAUAUUCCAUUUUUGAAAGUGGGGUAUUUAUCAUAUAACGAAGUGCUAGCUGCCUUACAGCCAAACGCUAUGUCGCUCCAAGAAGGUAACCUACCAAGCGAUUGGAAAGUGGGGGACAUUACACCGAUCUUCAAGAAGGGCAGCAAGAGGUUACCUGGUAACUACAGACCAGUGAGUCUGACGUCAGUAGCAGGUAAAAUCAUGGAGGGAAUGAUCAGAGACGACAUAGUAAACCACAUGAGAUCAAACAACCUCUUUACCGAGCACCAACAUGGGUUUUUACCCGGCAGAUCGACUACCACCCAACUGCUAGAAUGUUUAGAGGACUGGACAAAAUGGCUGGACAAUGACAUGCCAGUCGACGUCAUUUAUAUGGACUAUCAAAAGGCGUUCGACUCUGUACCCAUCCAGCGUCUGCUGAUCAAAACAGAAAGUUACGGGAUAAAGGGGAAACCACUCCAAUGGAUUGGUUCUUUCCUCACUGGACGUAAACAAAGAGUAGUGGUAAAUGGAUCCAGAUCAAGCUGGGCUCCCGUCAGUAGUGGAGUGCCCCAGGGCAGUGUACUGGGACCAGUUCUGUUUACAUUAUAUGUAAACGACAUGCCGGAGGUAGUCGACAGCACGCUGAAACUUUUCGCAGACGACACAAAACUGUAUCGUAGUGUGGGUGAAAGUCAGGACUGUCAGGAACUUCAAAACGACCUGGACAAACUACAGGACUGGGCCAUGAAGUACAGCUACAAGGCACUGGACCAUCCACACAAGCCAACAGUGACAACCGUAUGA